Messenger RNA from Aspergillus saccharolyticus JOP 1030-1, 1897 nucleotides. Its product is annotated as P-loop containing nucleoside triphosphate hydrolase protein. The record is from RefSeq and is a predicted model, not a curated record. Gene Ontology annotation, molecular function: 5'-3' DNA helicase activity; ATP hydrolysis activity. The annotation marks the transcript as partial. NCBI's taxonomy places the organism in Eukaryota, Fungi, Ascomycota, Eurotiomycetes, Eurotiales, Aspergillaceae. The transcript is spliced from 2 exons.
GGUGGGGGAGGGGGCGGUUUGGGUUGCGUUUGGACAGCAGGGUGCUGCUGGUGCGUCGGGAAAGAAGGAGGAGGAGGAGGGGGUGGAGGAGCUGUGGGGGAAGAGGGUUUGGUUGUAUGUUGUUUGCCCUGCUUCUCUGUUGUCGUCCGCAUUGAGGGGUGGUUUGAGGAUGAUAAGGAACUGACGGUUGUUUGGGUUGUUUGGUUUAGUGUAAAGCUGGCGAAUGAUGUUACGUUUCGGAGGUAAGACGCGCAGAUGAUCCUCGCUGGGUUUUGGUUAAGGGUAUAGGGUGAAAGGAUGAGGGAAAUAGUUCGCUGCUGACUUGUGAUCUACUAUCAACUGCAGGAUGAACCAGACGAUGGAUCGAAUGGCUCGAAUGCAGGAAUCCGACUACACCCACUUCAUGCGCGUCGCGUUUGGACAUACGACCCCCCUAUCCCCCGACUACGAUGUCUGCAAGGAGCUGGAGUUCACUGACCCUACGCUCAAUGACUCCCAGAAAGAGGCGAUCCGGUUUGCGCUGGCGUCGCGGGAUAUUGCCCUCAUCCAUGGACCGCCGGGCACGGGAAAGACACAUACCUUGAUUGAGCUCAUUGUGCAGCUGGUGCAGCGGAAUCAACGCGUCUUGGUGUGCGGGCCCUCGAACAUUUCCGUGGACAAUAUUGUUGAGAGAUUGGUUCCCAAAAAGAUCCCCGUGGUGCGCAUUGGCCAUCCCGCACGACUGCUGCCCGCGGUGCUGGAUCAUUCGCUCGAGGUCUUGACGCAGACGUCCGAGGCGGCGGGGAUAGUUCGCGACGUGCGGCGAGAGAUGGACCAGAAGCAGGCAAGUAUCAGGAAGACGCGGACCGGGCGGGAGCGACGUGCCAUCUACGACGACCUCAAGGAGCUCCGGCGGGAGUAUCGCGAGCGGGAGACGAAAUGCGUGGCCGACUUGGUGCGCGAGAGCAGCGUCGUGCUGGCGACAUUGCAUGGGGCCGGUGGCCAUCAGCUGCGCGGGCAGAAGUUCGAUGUGGUCGUGAUCGACGAGGCCAGUCAGGCGCUGGAGCCCCAAUGCUGGAUCCCGCUCCUGACGGCCUCCAAGGUCAUUCUGGCAGGUGACCAUCUACAACUGCCGCCGACCGUCAAAUCGACCCGCGAGCAAACGAAGAGCCGCACUGCGGAGGCCGGGGUGGAGCUGUUGCCGGAUGUCUCGUUGGAAACGACGCUCUUCGACCGACUACUGGCUACGCAUGGGCCGGGGAUCAAACGGAUGCUCACCACCCAGUAUCGGAUGCACGAGACUAUCAUGCAGUUCCCAUCGCAGGAGCUGUACGAGUCGAAGCUGAUGGCGGCGGAAGCUGUGCGGGCGCGCCGGCUGGUGGACUUGCCAUAUGAAGUGCAGGCGACAGACGAUACGAUAGCACCCUUGGUCUUCUGGGACACACAGGGCGGGGAUUUCCCCGAGACAGCGGAGGACGCGGGAGUAGGCAAGUCCGAGAAACUACUUGGGGAAAGUAAGAGUAAUUCGAUGGAGGCGCUGGUGGUAGGGCAGCAUGUUGAGGCGCUGGUGGCGGCCGGGAUGCAACCGAGCGAUAUAGCAGUAAUCACGCCGUACAACGGACAGCUUGCAGUCCUGUCGCAGAUGCUCCGCGAAAAGUACCCGGAGCUGGAAUUGGGCAGCGUCGAUGGCUUUCAGGGGCGCGAAAAGGAGGCGGUUGUGGUCAGCUUGGUGCGCAGCAACGAAGGCCAUGAAGUUGGAUUUCUGGCCGAAAAGCGUCGUCUGAACGGUGAGUAUUUUAUUGAUGACUGGAGGGGGAGAAGGAUCAGCGCUGACGGAUGGCAUAACUAGUGGCCAUGACGCGGCCGAAGCGACAUUUGUGCAUCGUGAUAACCACAUGCAGAGGCAAUGGAUUUUUGA